Messenger RNA from Nanorana parkeri, 4314 nucleotides. RefSeq names its product ADAM metallopeptidase with thrombospondin type 1 motif 12 (gene ADAMTS12). Gene Ontology annotation, cellular component: extracellular matrix. The record is from RefSeq and is a predicted model, not a curated record. Gene Ontology annotation, molecular function: metalloendopeptidase activity. The transcript is spliced from 22 exons. Gene Ontology annotation, biological process: extracellular matrix organization; proteolysis. The annotation marks the transcript as partial. Lineage: Eukaryota; Metazoa; Chordata; Amphibia; Anura; Dicroglossidae.
AUCAAGGGUGCCAAACUCAAUUUCAUCGCGGGCCGCAUCAGCAUUAUCAUUGCCCUCAAAGAAACGGUUGAAUCUCUGAAACAAGGUAAAAAUUUCCUAUCCUGUAAUCUGAAUCCUUCUUUUAUUUCAGAUAGCAACACGUGUGCCCUGCAACAAGAGGGUCAGCGGGAGAGGUGGGAGAGGAAGUACAUGAAGGGCCGAAGGAUAUCCCCGCGAUCUGUCAGCAAAGAGAGAUGGGUAGAAACUUUGGUUGUUGCUGAUACCAAAAUGAUUGAGUAUCACGGCAGUGAGAAUGUGGAGUCCUAUAUCUUCACUGUGAUGAAUAUGGUCGCAGGACUCUUCCAUGAUCCAAGCAUUGGUAAUGCAAUUCACAUAAAAGUGGUCCGUGUCAUCUUACUGGAAGAAGAAGAGGAAGGCUUGAAAAUCGUUCACCAUGCAGAUCAAACCUUGUCAAGUUUCUGCAAAUGGCAAAAAAGUAUAAAUCCAAAGAGUGACUCCCACCCAGCCCAUCAUGAUGUAGCAGUAUUACUAACCAGGAAAGAUAUCUGUGCAGGAAGGAACAGUCCAUGUGAAACGCUGGGCCUGUCUCACCUGUCGGGCAUGUGUCAGCCAUUCAGAAGCUGCAACAUUAAUGAGGACUCUGGCCUGCCUAUGGCUUUCACCAUUGCACAUGAAAUCGGACACAGCUUUGGAAUCCAGCAUGAUGGACAGGGGAAUGAUUGUGAAUUCACCGGAGGACAUCCAUAUAUUAUGUCCCGGCAGUUGCAGUAUGACACGUCACCGCUAAUAUGGUCGCCCUGCAGUAAGGAAUACAUCACGCGGUUUUUAGACCGCGGUUGGGGAUUCUGUCUGGACGACUUGCCGGCCAAGAAAGAUUUCAAACAUCCGCUGAUUGCUCCAGGAGUCUUGUACGAUGUCAAUCACCAGUGCCAACUACAAUAUGGACCCAAUGCCACUUUCUGUGAAUUAGUUGACAAUGUUUGUCAGACCCUGUGGUGUUCAGUAAAAAAUUCAUGCCGCUCCAAGCUUGAUGCCACAGCGGAUGGAACCAGAUGUGGAGAUAAUAAGUGGUGCAUCAGUGGUGCGUGUGUAAACGUGGGCAGACAACCAGACACUGUCCAUGGAGCUUGGGGUUCCUGGACAACAUGGUCACACUGUACAAGAACAUGCGGCGCUGGCGUACAGAGCGCUGAAAGGAAGUGUAACAAUCCUGAGCCCAAAUUCAGAGGGAAAUAUUGUACUGGAGAACGAAAACGUUACCGCACGUGUAAAACAAACCUGUGCCCUAAAAAACAGCCAUCCUUCCGCCACAUGCAGUGUACCGAAUUCAACACCGUGCCUUACAAAAAUGAACUGCACACAUGGCUUCCCAUCUUUAACUCAGCAAAUCCCUGUGAGCUCCAUUGUCGCACCGAAGAAACGAAUCUAGUGGACAAACUUCUUGACGCAGUAAUAGACGGGACUCCGUGUUACAGCGGCGACAACCAGAAAGACGUCUGCAUUAAUGGCAUGUGUAAGAGCAUUGGCUGUGACUAUGAAAUAAAUUCAAAUGCCACUGAGGAUCGAUGUGGGAUCUGCCUGGGAGACGGCUCGAGCUGCCAGACAAUCACAAAAACAUUUGAUCAAAGUGAUGGAUUCGGCUACGUCGAUAUUGGUAUUAUUCCAAAAGGAGCAAGAACAAUAAAGAUAGAAGAAGUGGAAGCCGCUGGAAACUUCCUUGCAAUAAGAAGUGAAGACCCGGAAAAAUAUCUUUUGAACGGGGACUUCAUAAUACAGUGGAUGGGCGAUUAUAAAUUGGCUGGGACUACUUUUCAUUACCAGCGGAGCGGUGAUCUGGAGAACCUAACCGCCGCAGGGCCCAUAAACGAGUCAAUCUGGAUCCAGCUUCUAUUCCAGGAGAACAAUCCAGGAGUUAGAUAUGAAUACAUCAUACCAAAAGACAGCUCUGAAAAUGAGGUGGAGACUGUAUAUACUUGGAAGUAUGGCAUGUGGUCAGACUGCAGUGCAUCAUGUGGAGCAGGUGUUCAGCGCCAGAUCGCCAGAUGUGUGAUCAAAGGAAGAGGCGUGGUUAAAGCUUCCUUCUGUGAUCCUGACACACAGCCAAUGACAAGACAGAAAAAGUGCCACCUGCAAGAUUGCCCAGCAAGGUGGUGGUUUGGUGAGUGGCAGGAAUGUUCCACUACGUGCGGUCUAAGCGGUGAGAAGAAGAGGUCUGUUCUUUGCAUCAGAACAGUGGGGUCAGAUGAGCAAGCUCUACCUUCUGAGGACUGCAAUCACCUCAUCAAACCCAAAAGCUUUAUAUCUUGUAAUAGAAAUAUAUCCUGCCCAUCUGACUGGUCAGUGAGCAGCUGGAGUCAGUGUUCUGUUAAAUGUGGAGGAGGUGUUCAAACCCGCAAUGUCACGUGUCGAAAACAUGGCAGCGAACCGUGUGACCCAUCCAAGAGACCAAACUCCAAAGCUCUUUGUGGACUUCAACAAUGCCCACUGCAAAAAAGCCUCCCACUGCCCCCUAUAAAACACAAGAAACCCUUUGGUAAAGUAAAGCCUACGACAAUAGACAUACCAAAGAAACGUGUUUUUUUGACGAACACUAAACAAAAAGUUCUCUCAACCAUAGAAACUCCCAAAGAUACCACAACAGCUGCCACUUCACCCACACCGAUCCCUUCCAUCAUUUCCAUAGAAGAUGACUUCAGAAUAAAUGAAAUUCCAAACUCUACGCAUUUCAACGUAGAUCACAAAUACAGUUUUGUUCUUGUGGCAAACAAUAAAAAGAAAUGGAAUUCUUCAAAGGUUCCUGCAAAGUCUAAAGACGAUGAUGAAAGUUUAAGAGGAGGCAAUGAAACUGUAACAGAAAGAGACCUCAAUACAGUUCUUAAUGCCACCACUUCCCCAACCAAUGCCACCUAUGUCCUGGAAAAAGUAACUCCAAUGUAUGAUUUUCUAACAGAACAACCAGAAACAAAGACAGAAGGCGAGGAAAUGGAUGGGUCAACCUCAGAGCCAGAUGUUGACUAUGAAACUGAAAUGAACAAUGUAAUUGAAUCUAGAAGUAAGAGACACAAAGGCAAGCCCAAAGUCGUUGAAGAUAACCAAGCAACAGUUACAUACAAGCCUGCGUCAUCGGCUGUGCCUUCUAUUACUGUCACCACAGAAAUCUCCCAAACACUGGAUACUACACCAGGCCCGGACAUUGUGACUACGCAACGAGAAACUUCACAGACUGACAAACCAACACCAGCACCGAAUAGCUCAACAGUCUCCAAUUACCUGCCAACUUCCACUACUUCUAACAUAUCACAAGAUUUAUUUCCAGAGCUAAAUAGCACAUCCACCAGCAGUCUCCUUAAUUCAUCAGAAGAAGUUAAUGGUACUGAAUCUCCUCUUAACGGAUCAAGUUCUAGCUACUGGAUUGUGGGGAACUGGAGUGAGUGUUCCACAACCUGUGGUCUUGGGGCUUUUUGGAGAAAUGUUGAUUGCAGCACAGGAACUGACACCGACUGUGGACACAUUAGAAAGCCUGAUCCUGCAAGAAGAUGUCACCUCCGCCCAUGUGCGAGCUGGAAAACUGGAAAUUGGAGUAGGUGCUCUACAAACUGCGGUGGUGGAUUUAUGACAAGGGAAGUGCAAUGCAUGGAUAUGCGUGAAAACCGACCUCUGAGGCCCUUUCAUUGCCAGUCCCCGGGACACAACCCUGUGCAGAACAUUUCCUGCAACCCUGAGCCUUGCUUGUCGUGGCUUGCCAAACCCUGGAGCGAGUGUUCAAAGACAUGUGGGAGCGGAGCCCGCAAAAGAGACGUCAUUUGCCCAAAGGAGAAUCGCUGUGAUCUGAAAAAGAUUCCCGCAAUUAUAAUAAACUGCAGCCAAGAAGAGCCGUGUGUCAGCUGGAGGACAAAUAACUGGACAGAGUGUUCAGCUUCUUGUGGAGAAGGCAUCCAACAAAGAACCGCCUGGUGCGAGGAUACUGAUAAUAACAGAACAGUAAACACAAGCCUGUGUGAGAAGGAGCCUAAACCUCAGGACAUUAAGGAAUGCAAGAGCCAAGAGUGCCCAAAGAGCACAGAUGUUCCAUCGUGUAAGAAAGACAAGCUGUCAAUUAACUUCUGCAAUACUGUGAAAUCUAUCGGGAAGUGUUCGUUGAAAGCCAUUCAGUCUCAGUGCUGCUUCACAUGUACCAGACCAGAAGAGUCUAUACAAGGAGGCUGAGUUAUCAAUCUGUCUCAUCGGAGUGGUUCAUUCUCCAUCUACUGCAAUAAAUAAAUUGAAAGUAUUACAUUCUGCAACAAAACAAUAUAUCCCCUGCUGAAAAACAGA